This is a messenger RNA of Mesorhabditis belari, 648 nucleotides long. The record is from the annotation of a GenBank genome assembly. NCBI's taxonomy places the organism in Eukaryota, Metazoa, Nematoda, Chromadorea, Rhabditida, Rhabditidae.
AUGUCAGAGCUAUUCAGCUUUAACGCUGAAGUCGACUGUGAGGAUCAACCGUAUGGUGUGCUUGCCCAAUAUGCUCCUUGUGAUGAGCAGCCGGCUUGCGAGCAUGUUUACUGUUACGAGGAUGUUCGCUGUUUGUUAGCUCGAACAACUGCCCCAAUUCUAUCCGGGUGUCGCUCAACAACUGGACGAGAUUUAUACUGUGUUUGUCCAUAUCAGGCCACUGAGGAGGCUCCACCUGUGCUCAAAUCCCUCUUCAGUCACUUUUUUAAAAUGGCGGACAAUGCCACGAGUACUUUGAGUACAAUCGCCAGAUCAAACGUUGUCGCCGAUCAGACAACAACAACUGCGACUUCAUCCGCUACAAGCGCAUUGACAUCGAUAACAACGGAAUUAUCACGUGUAUUUGCUGCAGCUGAGACAACAACUAAAGCAGACAAAAGUGGAGGAGGGCUUGGAGGAGGAGCCAUCGCGGGGAUUGUCAUUGGGAUCUUGGUACUCUUCGCAUUGAUAGCAAUCGCCAUAUUUGUUGGUAUGCGUUACAUGAAAGACCGGCGAAAGAACCACGGCGAAUAUCGGCCACAAUGGGAAGAGGAGCAUCACGCAAAAGAUUUACCCCAUCUCACUCCACCAAAUAUUGAAGGACUUAUU